Messenger RNA from Xyrauchen texanus (razorback sucker), 3393 nucleotides. RefSeq names its product beta-hexosaminidase subunit alpha-like. Gene Ontology annotation, cellular component: membrane. Gene Ontology annotation, biological process: glycosaminoglycan metabolic process; ganglioside catabolic process; carbohydrate metabolic process. The coding region runs from base 103 to 1707 and encodes 534 amino acids. Lineage: Eukaryota; Metazoa; Chordata; Actinopteri; Cypriniformes; Catostomidae. The transcript is spliced from 14 exons. The record is from RefSeq and is a predicted model, not a curated record. Gene Ontology annotation, molecular function: beta-N-acetylhexosaminidase activity.
AUGACAAGUGUUUUCACGGUUUCAGCACUUACUGGUGUUAUCUAAUGUAUAGACCCGUCAGUCCGACGUACAGCACUAAAACACGACAAACUGCGCCGCAGCAUGGCUCAGAUUUAUAAUCUGCAGUUUUCUUUCCUAUUAGUUCUUCUGUGUCAUACUGUAGAUCAGGUGAAUGGAGUUUGGCCACUGCCUCAACAGAUAGAUGUGUCCGCAGACAGAUACAGUUUGAGUCCACAGUUAUUCUCUUUUACUUAUGGAAAGUUCUCGGCUGCUCAGAGUGGAUGCUCUGUCCUGGAUGCUGCUUUCAAAAGAUACUUCUCCAUCAUAUUUCCUGACUUCACGGAUGGAUCAGCAUCAGGGCUUCCUCACCAAAUCUGGUCAGAACCAAAACCCUUUGGUGUUUCAGUAAGUGUCAAAACCAAAGGAUGUGACGGCUACCCGGAUGAAGAUUCAAAUGAGAGCUAUAACCUGAGUGUGUCUGAAGGCCAAGCUGUGCUGACAUCAGUGUCAGUAUGGGGCGCCUUGAGAGGUCUGGAGUCCCUCAGUCAACUAGUGUACCAGGAUGAUUAUGGCGCUUACUUUAUCAAUAAGACAGAAAUUGUGGACUUCCCUCGUUUUGCAUUCAGAGGGCUUUUACUGGACACUUCAAGGCAUUAUUUACCUCUGCAUGCCAUUUUGAAGAACCUGGAUGCCAUGGCCUACAGUAAGUUCAAUGUCUUUCACUGGCACAUCGUGGAUGACCCCUCUUUUCCAUAUCAAAGUCGCACAUUUCCUGACCUCAGCAAUAAGGGAGCCUUUCACCCAUUUACUCAUAUAUACACCCAGUCAGAUGUGAUGAGAGUGAUUGAACACGCUAGAAUGAGGGGCAUUAGAGUCGUACCUGAGUUUGACUCACCUGGACACACUCAGUCAUGGGGAAGAGGACAGCCAGACCUGUUGACACCUUGUUACAAGGGAAGUGUCCCCUCUGGGUUGUUUGGACCUGUCAAUCCAACCCUAGACACCACUUAUAAGUUCAUGGAGCGCCUCUUCAAAGAGGUGAAAUCUGUAUUUCCUGACUCUUACGUUCACAUAGGAGGGGAUGAAGUCCGUUUUAGCUGCUGGCAAUCGAAUCCUGAUGUGAAAAAGUUUAUGGAAAAGAUGGGCUUUGGGAAGGAUUUUACCAAACUGGAAUCAUUCUAUAUGGAGAGUAUAAUGAACAUGACCACUGCUCUCAACAAAACCUCAAUUGUGUGGCAGGAUGUGUUUGACUACCAUGAGAGAAUUCCUCAGGACACAGUUCUGGAGAUCUGGAAGGGCACUACUAAACAAUACUAUGCUGAACUGAGCAGGAUGACCAAGGCUGGGCACAGGGUUCUACUCUCUGCCCCCUGGUACAUCAAUCACAUCAGCUAUGGACAGGACUGGCGUAAUUCCUACGCAGUGAGGCCCCAACAUUUUUCUGGCACAGAGGAGCAAAAGAAAUUGGUGAUUGGUGGAGAGGUUGCCAUGUGGGGCGAAUAUGUCGAUGCCACCAAUCUGAACACUCGUUUGUGGCCGAGAGCUUGUGCUGCAGCUGAAAGGUUGUGGAGUGAUGAAGAGAAAACCUUGAAUGCAGAUCUGGCCUUCCCUCGACUGGAAGAGUUCCGCUGCAAACUUCUGAGGCGGGGUAUUCAAGCAGAGCCUCUGUUUGUUGGCCAUUGUAAACAUGAGUAUAAUGGUUUUUAGAGGUGCAUCGGAACUGAAGAGGGUUGUUUUUGUGAACUGGAAGCACUGCGUUUAAAUUUGCACAAUAAAGUUGUUUUUUUACUCUACAAAAUAGUUGUUCUGUUACUCAUGUGAACUGACUUUCCAAGUAAUGUGAAUUGUAUUAUUCAUAAAGAUCUAUGCAAGAAUGAUGGUAUUACUGAAGGAAUUACUACCUUCUGAAUACAGUGGACCCAAAAUGUAUUUGGACACUGAAGCCACAGUUACUGUAAACAUGUUUGAAUGUCAUUGCAUUAAGUCACAAAAACUUUAAAUUCAUCGUAUGAGAAUAAGGGUUUACCUGAUGUGUGGUGAACAGUGCCAGCUCCAGGUAAAUGGCUGAUGUAAAGUACCUACACAUUUAAUGAAAUCGCCCGCCACUACAACACCAGUCCCGUCUCACCAGCUAUGCCGCAGCAGAUCCUAUUAACUCUGAUGGGGUUUACACAUGAGCUAAAGUAGGACACAGUAAGGUGUGAAUGGCCUGAACGGUUAGCUACUACUGAUAUAGACACGAUUAAGCAACCACCUUUUGAAUUUCUUGUGGUAUUAUCUUUUCUGGUCACACUUUAAAAUAGUGUCAUUUGGUAAAUGAAUUGGGUGUAAUGAACUAACAAUGAAAAAUAGAUUUUUACUAAAUGUAUUAAUCUCGGCUAAUUAAAAAAAAUAAAUAGAACUGUUCAUUGUUAGUUUUUGUUGGUCACUGCAUUAAAUAUAAUAAACAAACAAUGAAAGAUAUAAUUUUUAAAGCAUUUAAUCUUUAAUCUUUGUUAAUGUUAGUUAAUGGUUACUAAUGUUAACAACUUUUGAUUUAAAACAUUUGUUAAAAUUGCUGUAAAAGUGUGGUUCAUGUUAACUAAUGUUGUUAUCAAACGGAACCUUGUUGUAAAGUGUUUCCAAAAAUUGCACUAUAGUAAAUGCUAAAAUGAACAUGUACCAAGAUUAAUAAAGCUGAAAAUGUAUUGUUGGUUGUUAUUGUUAACUAAUGUUUACAAAUACAACUUUAUUGUGUCAGUACAGGAACAAAUAACUUCAAACACAAUUAUGCAUAUAUAUAUAUAUACACAUACACCGAUCAGCCACAACAUUAAAACCACAUGUCUAAUAUUGUGUAGGCCCACCUCUUGCUGCCAAAACAGCGUCAACCCAUAUUCUUCUCACUACAAUUGUAUAGAGCGGUUAUCUGAGUUACCUUAAACUUUUUGAACCAAUCUGGCCAUUCUCUGUUGACCUCUCUCAUCAACAAAGCGUUUCCGUCCACUGAACUGCCGGUCACUGGAUGUUUUUGUUUUUGGCACCAUUCUGAGUAAAUUCUAGAGACUGUUGUGUGUGAAAAUCCCAGGAGAUCAACAGUUACAGAAACACUCAAACCAGCCCGUCUGACACCAACUAUCAUCCAUGCGAUUAUCUAAUCAGACAAUCGUGUGGCAGCAGUGCAUAAAAUCAUGCAGAUACAGGUCAGGAGCUUCAGUCAAUGUUCACAUCAACCAUCAGAAUUGUGAAAAAUGUGAUCUCAGUGAUUUGGACCAUGGCAUGAUUGUUGAGAACAUUAUUUUUUGUAGUUGGUAAUUUUUUAAUGAGAAGGUAUUUUAAAUCAACUGUAAUUCUCACCUAUUAAAAAAAUAGAAAAAAUGUAAGUAAUACUUUACAAUUAGGUAGUAUUUGUUA